Molecule: messenger RNA, 3541 nt
Organism: Lineus longissimus
Lineage: Eukaryota; Metazoa; Nemertea; Pilidiophora; Heteronemertea; Lineidae
Product: nicotinate phosphoribosyltransferase-like
Exons: 14
Coding region: 20-1711 (563 amino acids)
Biological process (GO): NAD+ biosynthetic process via the salvage pathway
Cellular component (GO): cytosol
Molecular function (GO): nicotinate phosphoribosyltransferase activity
Source: RefSeq, a predicted model, not a curated record
AGCAACAUCAAAACUGAACAUGGAUGGACAAGUUCACCUCGAACAACCUUCGAUUCCUGCAACAAAAAAGUUGUCAGUGCACGAACAAAAUGGAGUGGUACAACCUUUACUCACUGAUCUUUACCAGAUCACCAUGGCGUACGCCUACUGGAAGAGCCAGAAGAGGACCGACCGCAGCGUAUUUGACCUGUACUUCAGGAAGAAUCCCUUCCAAGGAGAGUUCACAAUCUUUGCUGGUUUAGAGGAGUGUUUGAAAUACUUGAAGAAUUUUAAGUUCGCUACUGAUGAUAUUGAGUACCUACAAACUGUCCUGCCAGCCCACACCGACCCCGAGUUCUACGACUACCUUCUGAAUCUAGACACGGCCACUGUGACCUUGUAUGCCAUCGAUGAGGGGACGGUCGUCUUCCCAAAAGUCCCACUUCUUCGACUAGAGGGACCGUUACCAAUUGUCCAACUGUUGGAGACAACAUUACUUACUCUUGUCAACUAUGCUAGUCUUGUGGCAACCAACGCUGCCCGUUUCCGCCUUGCUGCUGGAGAUAACAUCAUGCUGUUGGAGUUUGGUCUGAGGAGGGCCCAGGGGCCUGAUGGGGGGCUGUCUGCUUCGAAAUAUUGUUAUAUGGGAGGGUUUGAUGGGACAAGCAAUGUUCUGGCGGGGAAGCUGUUUGGGAUUCCAAUCAAGGGGACACAUGCCCAUGCCUAUGUCAAUUCAUUCACCGACUUGGAUGAAAUCAAUUCAAGGGUGCUGAAGCAUGCAUCAGCUGAUGAAGAGGUCGACUUUGUCUCCCUUGUCGAUUCAUGGCUGACAAAACUAGCACCGCUAUUAAGUUGUAUAAAAACUGAGGUCCACCUAGGAGAACAGGCAGCAUUUAUUUCCUACGCCAUGGCAUUUCCGACCGAGGUGCUUUGUUUGGUCGAUACGUAUGAUGUAAAAAGGAGUGGAGUGCCAAACUUCUGUGCCGUCGCCUUGGCCCUAAACGACCUUGGGUACCGUCCAAAGGGUAUUCGUCUAGACAGUGGCGACUUGGCAUACCUCUCAGUGGAGGUUAGACAGACAUUUAAGCUAGUCGCACAGAAAUUUGACGUGCCAUGGUUCGCAGACCUCAUCAUCGUGGCAAGUAAUGACAUUAACGAAGAGACCAUCCACUCGCUGAACAAUCAGGGCCAUAGUAUCAACUGUUUUGGAAUAGGGACGCAUCUUGUGACGUGCCAGAAACAACCAGCGUUAGGAUGUGUUUUCAAGCUGGUAGAAAUAAACAAAACCCCAAGGAUGAAACUGAGUGAAGACGUUGAAAAAGUGACCAUGCCAGGGAAGAAAGAUGCAUACAGGUUAUACGGGAAUGACGGUGAACACUGUGCCUUUGGCCACGCACUGGUUGAUCUUCUCCAACAACCCAAUGAACCUCCACCGAAACCAGGGAACAAAGUUCUCUGUAGACAUCCAUUUGUGGAAUCGAAGCGAGCCUAUGUUAGUCCAGCCAAAGUUGAACCUCUCCUGAAAUGCUACUGGAAAGAAGGAAAGAUUUGUCAGCGUUUGCCAUCGAUGGAUGAGAUUAGGCAGCGGCGAUCCAACUCGCUGCAGCAGACAAGAAGCGAUCACAAGAGGGCGCUGAAUCCCACACCAUACAAGGUGUCGGUGACGGGCAAACUCUACAAUUUUAUCCAUGACCUCUGGAUGAAUGAUGCACCGAUUGGAGAGCUCUCGUAACCUGUUUAGCCAUCGCCGAUACCGACGUGAAAGGCGCAAAAAUCAUGUGAUACAGGAUAAACCAAUAGGUGACGCGUUCGAGUUUUUAUGAUGGUCGGCCGUGCCAUCUUUGUUAUUGACACUACUUAUCUAUUAUUAGUGUAUGAUUAGAGUUUAUGGUAAAUUUUCACAUUUGUUCAUAGGAAAUCAAAUAUGGAGGUUGUUAUUUGUUUUUCAUCCUCCAGUCACGUCUGCGGUUGAAGCUAGAAUCCUUAUAAGCCUGCACUAUUCAUGUAUGGUGUAGGCCUUUAAAGAUACCAGGGAGUCUAUUGUAGACCGUAAUUGGCAUUGUCAGUCUAGUGAACCAGUGUGCUUUUCUAAAAGAUCAUUUGCUUUAGCUUCUCCAGAGGAUUAGCUGAGGGAGUUUUUGUCUUGUGCUGAAUUCCCUUCUGUUCCGCGCAUAGCUUCUUUCUCGAUCCUUGGGGUAUGUUUCACCAUAUUUACCGUAUUUAUUCUAAAGCUUAAGUGCUAAUUAAAUAGGCAGUUACAGGCUAGAUUAAAUGGAAAGUAGUUGAAUGUUCUAGAAAUCAAGAUGUUCAGUGAUGUUGGAUAGGAAAAUACUUUUACCGGUACAGUUGUUGAAGUGUAUUUUCACCACUCUGGAUAGUUUGGGUAGUUUACAUGUACAUGUACUUUCACCAUCCUGGAUAGUUGUAAUGAUAAUUUCCAUGUACUAGUGAUUUUAGGCAUCAUGUUAUCAUUAUGUUUUGUUUUAUUUUGUCGAUGUGAUAGUUUGAAUUUAGCUAAAUUUUGUACUCAGGGAGAAGCAUAAGUACAAACAACUUAUUGGCACUGGCUGAUCUAACACCAUCAUCUGUCUCGGUAAAUCUUCCAUCUCAGUUGCAUUUGACUCAAAAGUCAUGAUAAUUUGAGAUUAUAAGGUAUUUUUAUGUUUACAUUUAUACUGUUUCCAUUUUUCUGGUAUAUAACGUAUGUAUUAGGGUAGAUGAUGGUAGACAUAUAUUACAUCAUAUACCGGAGUGAGUGAUGAUCUGAGAUUGUUGAAUGAAACUUGCCGAUUUUUUAGGGAAAAUCGGCGGAAACUCCCUGGACCUUCAGUCACGUGGGUUUCCUUGCCAAAGACCUUUCACUUGUGUGAUCUGCUAACAUGAAAAUCUUACUCGAGUGGUUUUACUGUCACAGGCAAGCACAGUGGCUCAAGCUGUAGUAUUGUGAGGAAAACGAAAGCAGGCAAAGGGGAUCUACUUUGGCGUAAAGCUUUCACCAGGUUCACAGCCACAAAUCCACUUCUUCCCCUUUGCCAAGACAAGUCGAAUCUUACAUUCCAGGCAUUUACUGAUCUAAUAACUGUGCCAUAACUUACACACAGAAUAGCUUCAAAUUAUUCUUUAGAAUUGUUGCUCUAUGUAACAGUUUUGAUAGUACAUGUACAUUACACAAGUUUUUAAUAGUGUUGUAGAACCUGUUUUCUUCUUCUGGCCUCUCAAUCUUCGCCUGUUGUGUAAAGGAGAAGCUUUCAGUGUUCACAAUAGGCAUGGUGUUUCUGAAUGACCUCCUGAAUUUCCAAAUGUCAAAAGUUAUCCUGCACACCACAUCUUGAUGAAAGAAGAGCGUGUAGCAGCUAUAUAUGCUGAUAUUUAUGCCAGGAACUUUAGCAUAUAUCUUGGUUGUCGGUAUCUGUCAGCAGCUCGUGCCACCAGCAUUGCCAUGUUCUUGAUUGUAGUUUGUUCCCACCUCUUAGCAGUUGGGUCUAUUGCACUGUAAAUUAAUCUAUUAAUCAUGACAAAAUAAAGCAUAAGAGAAUAAAAUUAGAUUUUGUCAUUGAUUUUA